Molecule: messenger RNA, 741 nt
Organism: Rangifer tarandus platyrhynchus (Svalbard reindeer)
Lineage: Eukaryota; Metazoa; Chordata; Mammalia; Artiodactyla; Cervidae
Source: the annotation of a GenBank genome assembly
AUGAUCCUGUUCUGCUGGUCAGUGCUGAUUAGUGGAAAGACCCUGAAGAUCCCAGCUGUAAAAGCGACAGCUCCGAGCUCCCUCCGCCCCACCGUUGGGCUCUGGUUAGCUCCCGACCCCCUCCUGACCCCGGUCCGUGACUGCCCGUCCCCUGCCCUUCCCCCAGCAGAUCUGCCCGAGAACGCCGGGGGUCCCUGGCGCCGGCCCCGGGGGUCCAAGAGCGCGGGGCCGGGGAGCAGCGGGAGGGAGCGCUCCUCUCGGUACCUGCUCCAGCCCAGGUCCCUCGCCGAGGCUCCCGCGACCCUCGCGGCAGCCCGGGCCCCUCCUCCGCCCUCCAGGCUCACCCGGCCCUGGCCAGGUCCCAACGCUGCCCCCACCCACCCGGAGCCCCGCGCAUCCGAGAAUCCCCUCCAAGCCGGCGCCGGGAGAACUUACCACAUGCAGCUCCACCUGGGAACUAGCACAUCGGGAGGGGUUUCUGCCCACUCCUCAAGCUACUCCCGCUCCAUGCGGAAUCCCCCGCUCCGGGGGCCCGAGGGUGGCGCCGGGGAGCGGGCAGGAGGCGAGACCGAAGCUAAGACUCCGCCGUCCUCUGCCUGCGCGCUCGGAGCAUUAUACAAUGGUGGAGGAGGAGGCGGCGGCGGCGGCAGGCAGCGGAGGAGGAAGCCGGAGGCGGGCGGAGGGGGCGCCCUGACCGAGCGAGCGGCAGCCAGCGCUCCAGCACUAGCUGUGCAGGAGUGA